UUAUUGGCUUAUAAAAUGGUUUGGACCCUUGGGAACAAGAAUAUGGUACUCAUUUUUCGAUAUUCGAAACCGUUCGUGCCCAUUUUUCACUUUUUUUCAAACACUGCAUUUUGGUAAAAUCACCCAAAAUGCUCUUUUUCCGCUUUUUUCCCUUCGGGCGGCCUUCAAUUUCAAUCCUGGCUGACGGCACGUUUGAAUCGCGCGCCGCGCUGGGCAGGGAGGUUGUGGAGGGGGUAGGGACGGCCAGGGCUCGGGUCUCGGCAGUCGGGGUGGCCCUCUCGGGCCAGUCGGGCGAGUGGUGGUGGGGGUAACAGGCUGCCUCCCCUCACCGCUUCCCCUCCCCCUCCUACCGCCUCACCCCUUCGGCCCACUCCCGUACCGCUGGCCGCGAGCAAAGUGGGCCUCUUAGCCAUCUCAAGAAGAAGAAGAAAAGUGACGGAAUCAGCUGGUCCUGGUAUCAACAAGGUGCCGCUGUAGUUGCACAACAAAUCUGACAGAAACUUUGGCAGCUAUUGAAGCAAACUUCAGCAGGAAUCAUGGAUGACGGUGACGGUGACACUCCGAGAAAGCGUCAGUCCGGCAAGCGUUUUGCUCAUGUUUUCAAGAAGAAGCAAUUCAGUGGGAAUCGUUUCACGAGAGCCCAGGAGGAGGCAGCCCGGCGUGAGGCAGAAGCCGCAGCUGCACGCCUCGCUGAGGAAGCAGCGAGGGCGAAUCAGCCUGUUGCCAGGCGAACCAGGAGAGGAGCUCGAGCUGCAGAGACGCCAACAACAACACCGGCAACGCCAACAACAACAACAACAACAACAGCUCCUACACCAACAACAUCUACUGCGACUCCAAGCACAAGCGAGCAGCCCGACCGUCCGUCGUCUGCUUCAUCAAACAAGCUGCGUCGCAGCGCUGACCCAGUUGUUCAAGAACAUCGCAAGAACUGGAGUGGCUUUAGAAUUUUUGACAGUGAUUUACUCUUCCAAGAGAUUGAAAGUGAAAUGGUGUGUCGUGUUUGUUAUGCAUCUAUGAAAUUUGAAGAAGUGUCACAGUGUGGUUUUAGUAGCAUUUUUCAUUUAAAAUUUUUGGGUUUGUUUAAGAAUUAUUGAGUUUAGAAACAGUGCAAUGAUCUCAUCAAAUUUUGCUGAAGUAAACCGUCGUUCGGUCUAUGCAUUCAAGAGCAUGGGUUUAGGAUAUGGACCGUACAAGGAAUUUUGCGCGCUCAUGGAUUUCCCUCAGCCAGUUGCCAAUUCAAUUUUUGACCGUGCAGUGACUGAAAUUCAGAAAGCUACCCAGAAAGUGGCUGAGGAGUCUAUGAAUCGAGAGCUCAAGAAGAAACAAAGCUACAGGAAGCAAAAAUGUGACAGCAAGUGGUGAUGGUAUUUGGCAGAAACGUGGAUUUAGUUCUUUGUUUGGUGUUGUGACUCUCAUUGGACUGAUUACUGGAAAAGUUCUUGACUUUUUUGUCCUACCCCUUGUGUGCAAAAUUUGUGAUGCAUAAAGGGGAAAAAGGAGGGCCCAGAAUACGAAGUGUGGUUGGAAAAUCACCAGCCAAAGUGCACGAAGAACCAUGAGGGGUCAUCCGGAAAAAUGGAGGUGGAUGGAAUGCUGCAGUUUUUCGGAAGAUCUGAAGAAGACAGAGGCAUUCGUUACACAAAAUAUUUUGGUGAUGGUGAUGCCAAAACCUUCAAAGCUUUUUCUGAUGACAAGCCCUAUGAUGAAGAAAUAGAGAAGGUGGAAUGCACUGCACAUGUUCAAAAGAGAAUGGGGCCCGGCAAGGAAACUCAAAAAAGAUUUGAAAUCUACAAAACUUAAAGAUGGAAAAGUAAUUGGUGGAAGAGGCCGUCUGACUGACAAAGUCAUUGACCCGAUAUCUGUUUACUAUGGAAUUGCCAUCAGAUCAUCUAACACAGUGGAAGAAAUGUGCACAAAAGUGUGGGCAACUUACCACCACAUGUCAUCCACCGAUCAGAAGCCCGCUCACCCGUUUGUCCGAAAGGGCCCGACUCUUGGUGCACCUACCAAAAAGCUGUUUCUGCCAAAACAGUAAGAAACUACAAGCACAAAGUAGGGGUACCUCUUGUUGUCAUGGAAGCUUGCAAGAAAAAUUUUUUAAGAUUUUACCCAAA
This is a messenger RNA of Thrips palmi, 2117 nucleotides long. RefSeq lists its product as uncharacterized. The transcript is spliced from 2 exons. Bases 537 to 1097 code for a protein of 186 amino acids. NCBI's taxonomy places the organism in Eukaryota, Metazoa, Arthropoda, Insecta, Thysanoptera, Thripidae. The record is from RefSeq and is a predicted model, not a curated record.